AUGGGAGGCGAGAAUACAACUUAUCCUAUUAUCAUGGCUAUUGAUUGGGGUACGACCUAUUCUUCUAUGGCGUACGCAUACCAGCAAGACGGCGAAGUUCAUGAGAUCUCUACAUGGCCAAAACAAUCGCAUAAUUAUCCCAAGGUGCCAACAUGUAAUUUAUAUGGACCUGGUUCCAAAGAAAUCUUGGAAUGGGGCUACACUGCCAAGGCAGCCAUGACGAAACCACCCUAUAAACAUCAUAUUCUGCUCUCAAAAUAUAAACUGCAUCUGGAUGAAGCCUCAGGACCCCAUACACCUUUACCGAAUGGACUGACAGUCGUAGAUGUUAUUGCUGACUAUCUACGUUUAUUCCAUGCACAUGUUUUGCAGACGGUUCUGAGAGGUUUUGGUUCAGCAUUUGAGCAACAGCAUAUUCAGUAUUGUCUAUCAGUUCCAGCCAUGUGGACGGAUUAUGCCAAGGCGAUCAUGAGGCAGGCGGCAUUACAGGCAGGGAUGAUCACACCUCUGGACCCACCGCAUCGACUGCUUUUGAUUUCAGAGCCCGAGGCUGCGGCGCUCUACUGUGAAAAGAAAUGUGAUCAAUUUUCGAUUGGACAUGGAGAACGUUUUAUGAUCUGUGAUGCUGGAGGAGGUACCGUCGAUCUGAUUGUCUUUGAAGUGGCUGUAAGUCCCCAAGGUCGGACAUUGAGGGAAGUGACACGUGGAACUGGCCAUAGCUGUGGAUCCAUCUUUUUAGAUGAACGGAUGGAGGGCCUAUUACGACAGAAAUUCUCUAAAUGGGGUAAUGAUCGUCCGUUGACACCAGCAAAUUGGGUUCAAUUGAUGGACACCUUUAUCCAUAAUAUAAAGCCACAAUUCGAUGGAGUGGAUGAUCAAUAUCUGAGUAUGCCAGCAGUUCCAGGACGUGCCGAUUUGACAGAUUACGACAUUGGUCUUGAAGAUGGAGUGUUGACGAUCACAGCCGAGGAGAUGAGACGGGAGGUGUUUGAUCCGGUCGUGGAUGAUGUGUUGAGGCUGAUCCAACACCAGUUACAACAGACCCUUUUCAACUGUCAGGCCAUUUUCUUGGUGGGGGGAUUUGGAUGUUCAGGUUAUCUUUUGACAAGAGCACGAUCGGAAUUUUCAUCGAUGGUUCGAGUGAUCACAGUGCCUCCUCGUCCAGAAUUAGCAGUGGUCCGUGGAGCAGCUCUUGCAGGGAUCACCCCACGGGUUGUGCAGGCUCGUGUGGCUCGACGAUGGUAUGGCGUGGAUUCAUUGAUGGCUUUUGAAGUAGGAGUUGAUUUGCCUCAUAAACAAGUCCAGGACCAUGAGGGUCAGAUCCGAGCCAAGGAUCGGUUUUCGGUGUAUGUGGCGCCGGGGCAACAGAUUGGAGUAGAUGAAUGUAUCACGAAACGGUUUGUGACAUACCAAUACCCAAAGCCAAUCAGUUCACCGUUGUAUGCAAGCUCAUCAUUGACAAUGCCGCGGUAUGUGGAUGGUCCGAUGGUGGAGAAGAUUGGAGACUUUACGAUCCCGUUACCCCAUAUCCCCGGAGCCCAACCAGGUCAUAAGAUUAUGUUUGAAUUACGCAUGUAUUUUGGAGCGACGGAAAUUAGAGCAGAAGCAGAGGUCAAUGGUAUGGUUGUGAGUACCCGCUGUCAGUUCACUGGAUAA
Lobosporangium transversale is the source of this 1656-nucleotide messenger RNA. RefSeq lists its product as hypothetical. NCBI's taxonomy places the organism in Eukaryota, Fungi, Mortierellomycota, Mortierellomycetes, Mortierellales, Mortierellaceae. The record is from RefSeq and is a predicted model, not a curated record. The transcript is spliced from 3 exons. The coding region runs from base 1 to 1656 and encodes 551 amino acids.